UGAGUGUGUGUGUGUGUGUGUGAUUGUGUAUUUGGUCCUAAAUAAAACAAAGCCUUAAGAAAUCCAAUCAUCAUUCGUAAAACUCAUCAAGUCACAAACAUGUGUUCUAGACUUACACACAUUUUACUGACCCUAUGUCUAGUACUAAACCUAGUCAGAGCUGCCCAAGUGACGGACGUGUGCCCUCCAGAUCUGGCCAGAGAUCAAUACCUCCAAGUGAGAAACAACGUCUGCUACCAGUUCGUGUUGUACAGGAAACUGACCCACUCGGGAGCUAAAGCCGAGUGCGAGAGACAUGGGGGCAGCUUGGUGCUGAUCAAAGACCAGGACACUCAGAACUAUCUUUACGACCAAGUGCGAAACACUUACGACCACCAUCACGAUCUUGUGUGGAUCGGGCUUAACGACAUAGUCAAUGAAGACAACUUCGUCUGGGACGACGGUACCAGGCCUGGUUACGCACAUUGGGCUGAACAUGAGGGUCCUGGUGCAGGCGGGGAUCACGACUCUCACGACUGCGCGGUCAUCGAUAUGUCCAACGCCGGCCAAUGGAGAGUUUUAUUCUGCGAGAAAGGAACCUUCCUUUUCGUCUUCCCAACUGACGAGACCCACUACUUCAUUUGUCAGUUUCCGGUUCGCCAGGUUACUAAUCAUGUGGUCAUCCAGAUUGGUGACCAGACCACCACCCAUGCCCCACUCAUCCCAGUGAGCUCAAUCACUCACCCAUGUCCAAUUCUCGUCUGCAACUUGGACUGCGGUGUAAACGGCUUUGAAACUGACCCGUUAACAGGCUGUGUCAUUUGUAAAUGCAAGUAAAAAGAUAAAUUGGAAUUACGAAACAAACUUUGCCUCAAACUCUAGACACGAUAUUUUCAUUCCUGAAUGUUACUGUCUGUAUCACUCUCUCCUGUUUCCGCAGAAAUUAUGAAUAACUUAUUUUUCUAUAUAUAAAACUCUCUUUUAAAGUAAUUGGUGUAUAAAACGUUCUUAAAUUACAGAGGCCCACUUAAGAUUGAUUCAAAAGUUUUCAUUAAUUUAUAAAAAAAAAAAAAUGUCGUUGAAGUUUAUAUCUCACGAUUCAAACAGCAAUCUAUUGAAACUUGGAAAUAUGAAAUAUAAACUAGCUUUUAAAAAAAUCCUUAUCUAAAGAGGAAGAACUCCGCCCUUAAAACUAUUUCUAUCAAUAAUGCACAAGUUAUUUCCCUUAUUCGAUAUCAAACAAAAAAAUUAAUUACCAAAAAUAAAUUGACUUGUAUUUAUUCGUGUUUUGUUAGGUACAAAAAUUAAUUGUUUAAAGUUACAACUUGAUCUGAGAAUGCAUGAGGAAGAAAUAACGAUAACAAUUGUUUAAGGGGACUAAACCCAACCAAACAAAUUUAGCCAUACCAGUGAAUACUGAAGGAUUAGUUUCCAUUUUUUGGUAUCAAACAAAAUAAUUAAUUACCAGUAACAAUUGACUAAUUGGUUACUUUUUUAUUGAUUCAUGUCUUAUCUACGUCAAUGAAUAAUUAUGCGAAGUUUUAACUUGAUAUAAGAGAACGGUUGUGGGAGACAUCACGUGGACACACUUUUGACAAGGACAGACAGAGGGAGCUAUAUAAGCUUUGUCAAAAGGGGAAAAAAAAAGAAGAAGCCAUAUGUAACUUGUAAGAGUUCGUCCUGUUAACAAGAAAAAUAAACAAAAAUUAUUUUCAAUAAAUUAAAGUUAUCUAAGAGAAUAACUCCACAUUUACAGCCAAAGCUCUCAAUACUGAAAAAUUUAUUUUCCUUUUCUAUAUCAAACAAAAUAAUUAAUUUCCACUAAUUUAAUUAUUAAUAUGUUAAUAAUUUUUUUAUGGAUCCAUGAACAAUUUUGUAAAGUUUUAACUUGAUCCGAGAAUCGAAAAAGGGAGACAUAAUGUGUAUCAUGGGCGUAGCCAGGGGGGGGGGGUUCUUGGGGUUCAAACCCCCCCCCGAAAUGAAAUCCCCCCCAGGGAGGGGAACGAAAUUAAGUGACUGAUUUUUGCUUUCAUUUUGUUUAUUUUAGGUGAGAUUUUAAUACUAAAUCAUCACUUACCACAGCACAGCCAAGUGGUUUUGAGUUAAAAACCCCUACCAGGGGGUUUUGAGAUUUUUAAAAACCCUAUCAGUGGGUUUUGAGAUACAAAUCCCUCUACCAGGGGGGUUUUGAGUUUAAAACCCCCUACCAGGGGUUUUGAGUUUUAAACCCCCUACCAGAGGUUUUUGCAGUUAACUCCCCCUCUUCUAUAAAACAAAACAAAAAAAAUGCAAACAGCAAUCCCCAAAUUCCAACAGCACAAUUAAGGAAGAUUUUGAUUUUAAAACCCCCUCCAAAAUUUACGAUAAACCCCUCUUCAAUAUAAAAAGCAAAUUACACAUUCAAAAUUUUAUGAGCGUAGCCAAAGGGGUUUUGAGUUUAACCCCCCCCCCCUCCAGUUAGGGUUUGAAGCUAAAAAGUACCUCUUCAAUAUAAAAAAAAAAGCAAAUUACACACUAUAAAAUCUAUGAGCGUAGUCAAAGGGGUUUUGAGUUUAAAUUCCCCUCCUCCAGAUGGCUUUUUCUUUAAAGUUAAAAACCCCUCCAGAUGGUUUUGAGUUUAAAAUUCCCCUACAGAGCGUUUAGAGUUGAAAACCUCUCUCUUCAAUAUUAUUUUAAAGCAAACUACAGUCACCAAAUUCUAUGAUCGUAGCUAAAUGGGGUUUUGAAUUUAAAAAAAAAAAACAAAAAAAAAACUCCAGAGAUUUUUUAGUUUAACCCCUCAACAGAUGAUUUGACGAAAAAACUUUCCUUUUCGAUAUAAAAUCUAAAGCGAAAUACAGGCAUGUAAUUCCAAAAGCGUAGUCAAGAAAGGUUACAAAUUUCUACCAGUGGCUUGGGCUCCAUAAAUAAAGUGUGAAUAGUCUUCUGCCGAAAUUGAAAAACAUUAAAUGUGGCUCAACAAAGAUGGCUAAGACAGAUUUUAGGAGUCAGUCAUAGAGAUCGGGUCUAAAUCAAAGAAAUCAUAGGCCGAACUGGGAGUCGAAUCCUUAGUAAGGUUGUGACAGAGCGUCGCAUGAGGUUUUGCGGGACAUGUUCUCCGACAAAAUGAAUUACGCAAAAUAAGAGUUGCGGAAACAGCUUUCCGGAAAAUGCGCCGAACGGCGCGAGAGGGUCUAAGUCAGUAAGAAUAGCACAUUAGCUUUUUGAAAUAAAACUUUUUUAAUAGCAAGAUAAUGCACUGUAGAUACCUCAGAAUAUGCAUUUUGUUGGCUUUCAAUACCAGAAAUAGUGCUUCGCCCCGCGCUGGGGGAGCGCUGCGAGCUCCCCCAGACCUCCUUGCUAGCAAGGGCGGGGAGUCUACAAUAAACAAUAAACGUCUUCCGAAAGGGUCAGAAUGUAAUAAAGAUUAAUUAUGUACACACACACACAUAUAAUUGUUUUCCUCGGGUGGGGUGGGGGGGAUCCCCCCCAAAACCCCUCCCGAAAAAAAAUCCUGGCUACGCCCAUGAUGUGUAUUAUACCAGACCGACAGAGAAGGUUGAUAUAAGCUUUGUGUUCUUCUGAAAUAUUUUUUUUUGUUAUGUAUCAUCUUGUCGAUUUCUACCUGCGUGAGUUGUGCCUAGAAAUGUUGUUCUUGACAUCUCUAAGGAUAUUUUUAAUCUUUUUCAACUAUUGUACUUGAUAACGUUGCCUUUCAUGAUUAGUGUUGUUCAAAUGUCAUCACACAUGGACUGCAGCUACUGCUUGUUGUAUUUCUUCGCUCAUCGUUCAUGUCAACACGAUUGCAAUACUUGAAUUUGUCUAAUUAACUUCUUAAAAACAAACAUAUUUUAAAUAAAAAUAAACUCGUUAAGAUCAA
Biomphalaria glabrata is the source of this 3838-nucleotide messenger RNA. RefSeq names its product lectin BRA-3-like. The record is from RefSeq and is a predicted model, not a curated record. NCBI's taxonomy places the organism in Eukaryota, Metazoa, Mollusca, Gastropoda, Planorbidae. Bases 100 to 816 code for a protein of 238 amino acids. The transcript has 2 exons.